UGCUCUAUGCGUUUCGAUCAAAGCAAUGACUGUAUAUGAGUAGGUCAGAGGGAGUUUACAGCGAUAGGGCGGAACUGGCUGAAUUGGAAGAGGACGGGAGAGAAUCCCAACAUAAACACAGAGAAAUAUUGAACAUACUUCUACUCUCACUCAAAGAAAAGGCCUCUCCACUCUUCCGACGGUAUCAAGGGUGCGGUCGCUUUCAGUUUGGGUGUUUUCGUGGUGUUCCCUGAGCUUCCCUCACAUUUCCCCGCCGUAUUUGUCACGGAGGGAGGUGGUGGAACGCACAGCCGCCAUCUUUGGGAUCUGCCUGUAGUACGGGAAUCGACAAUCUGGGCCCCAGUUACUCCAAGGGUGAUUUUAGAUUUUAGACAACUCUACACAGCCAAUCUAAAGCUACAACUCGGUUGACAACUUCGAAAAACACCAGAAAUCAGUGCAAGGAAAAUAUAAUACAGGAAAAAACAAAUCCAGUACUCUUCCUGUCCAAAAUUGGUUGAACCACACGACAUUAUCUGCUCCGCUCAAACCAUCCAGGCCUGUCGGAAGGGUGUGUACACAUAUGAGGCCGCUGUCCUGCAGAUGAGCUGUCGGUGGGGGCUGUCGCGUCGCUGUCGCAUAUCCAGAUAAUCCCUGGCCGCGGCGGUGGCAGCACUGGCACGUCCCCCCCUCAGCAUGCCCAACACCAGUCGGGCGGGGAGCCUGAAGGACCCCGACGUUGCUGAGCUCUUCUUCAAGGAGGACCCCGAGAAACUGUUCUCAGACCUGCGAGAGAUUGGACAUGGCAGCUUCGGUGCAGUCUACUUUGCACGAGAUGUGCGGACCACUGAGGUGGUGGCCAUCAAAAAGAUGUCAUACAGUGGAAAACAAUCCAACGAGAAAUGGCAAGACAUAAUCAAGGAGGUGAAGUUUCUGCAGAGAAUACAGCACCCAAACAGCAUAGAGUAUAAAGGAUGCUAUCUGCGAGAGCACACUGCCUGGCUGGUGAUGGAGUACUGUCUAGGCUCUGCCUCAGAUGUCCUGGAAGUUCAUAAGAAACCCUUACAAGAAAUGGAAAUAGCAGCGAUUACCCACGGUGCUCUACAGGGGCUGGCUUACCUUCAUUCCCACAACAUGAUUCACCGAGAUAUCAAGGCAGGGAACGUCUUGCUGACAGAGCCUGGCCAGGUGAAACUUGCAGAUUUUGGUUCUGCCUCCAUUGUCUCGCCAGCCAACUCUUUUGUGGGGACGCCAUAUUGGAUGGCCCCAGAGGUAAUCCUGGCUAUGGACGAAGGUCAGUACGAUGGGAAGAUCGACAUCUGGUCUCUGGGAAUAACCUGCAUUGAAUUAGCUGAGAGAAAACCUCCACUGUUCAAUAUGAAUGCGAUGAGUGCCUUAUAUCACAUAGCGCAGAAUGAAAGCCCCACACUGCAGUCAAGUGAAUGGACGGAUUACUUCCGAAACUUUGUAGAUUCUUGCCUUCAGAAAUUCCCCCAAGACAGGCCCAACUCGGAGGUACUGUUAAAGCAUGCGUUUGUGCAGCGGGAGCGGCCCGACUCUGUCCUGAUGGACCUGAUCCUGAGGACCAAGGUUGCAGUGCGGGAGCUGGACAACCUGCAGUACCGCAAGAUGAAGAAGAUCCUCUUCCAGGAGGCUCACAACGGCCCUGCAGCCGAGGCACAGGACGGAGACGAGGAGGAACCGGAGCAGAGUGGCAGGACAGGCACAGUGAGCAGCGUUGGCAGUAACCAGUCUAUCCCCAGUAUGUCGAUCAGCGCCAGCUCCCAGAGCAGCUCUGUCAACAGCCUGACCGACGCCGGAGAUGACAAGAGCGAACUGGACAUGAUGGAAGGAGACCACACAGUCAUGUCCAACAGCUCCGUCAUUCACCUCAAACCGGAGAAGGAGACGACUUAUCGUGAAGAGUCGGAACCUAACAGCCGGCCGCUCACUGAGCCCCAGUCUCCCCCUGCACACACUCCACGGCCAAAACACCACCGCAACCGCGAGCACUUUGCCACAAUACGCACAGCCUCCCUGGUGACCCGUCAGAUGAAGGAGCACGAGCAGGACAGUGAGCUGAGAGAGCAGAUGUCAGGCUAUAAGAGGAUGAGGAGGCAGCACCAGAAGCAGCUGAUGGCCCUGGAGAACAAGGUGAAGGCUGAGAUGGACGAACACCGGCUCCGUCUGGACAAAGAGCUGGAGAACCAGAGGAACAGCUUUGCCCAGGAGAUGGAGAAACUCAUUAAGAAGCACCAGGCCGCCAUGGAGAAAGAUGCAAAGACCUUUACUAAUGAUGAGAAGAAGUUCCAGCAGCACAUCCAGAGCCAGCAGAAGAAAGAGCUCAACAGCUUCCUAGAGUCCCAGAAACGAGAGUACAAACUCCGCAAGGAGCAGCUCAAAGAGGAGUUGAAUGAGAACCAGUCGACCCCUAAGAAGGAGAAGCAGGAGUGGCUGUCCAAGCAGAAGGAGAACUUCCAGCACUUCCAGGCUGAGGAGGAGGCCAACCUGCUGAGGAGACAGAGACACUACCUGGAGCUGGAGUGUCGACGCUUCAAGAGGAGGAUCCUCAUCGCUCGCCAUAACGUGGAGCAGGACCUAGUGAGAGAGGAGCUGAAUAAGCGUCAGACGCAGAAGGACCUGGAGCAUGCCAUGCUGCUGCGGCACCAUGAGUCCAUGCAGGAGCUGGAGUUCCGCCAGGUCAACACCAUCCAGAAGAUGAGGGCUGAGCUGAUCCGCCUGCAGCACCAGACAGAACUCACCAACCAGCAGGAGUACAACAAGAGAAGGGAGAGAGAGCUCCGGCGCAAACACGUCAUGGAGGUCCGACAGCAGCCCAAGAGCCUCAAGUCCAAAGAGCUCCAGAUUAAGAAACAGUUCCAAGACACAUGUAAGAUCCAGACCAGACAGUUCAAGGCCUUGAGAAACCACCUACUGGAGAGCACACCAAAGUCUGACCACAAGGCUGUCCUGAAGCGUCUAAAGGAGGAGCAGACCCGCAAGCUGGCCAUCCUGGCUGAGCAGUACGACCACUCUAUCAACGAGAUGCUCUCCACACAGGCUCUGCGUUUGGAUGAGGCUCAGGAGGCUCAGUGCCAGGUGCUGAGGAUGCAGCUGCAGCAGGAGUUGGAGCUACUCAACGCCUACCAGAGCAAGAUCAAGAUGCAGACGGACGCCCAGCACGACCGUGAGCGGAAGGACCUGGAGCAGAGAGUGUCCCUCCGGAGGGCCCUACUGGAGCAGAAGAUUGAGGAGGAGAUGCUGGCUCUUCAGAAUGAGCGUUCGGAGAGGAUCCGUAGCCUGCUGGAGCGCCAGGCCAGGGAGAUCGAAGCGUUCGACUCGGAGAGCAUGCGUCUAGGCUUCAACAACAUGGUGCUGUCCAACCUCUCCCCAGAGGCCUUUAGCCACAGCUUCCCCGGGGCCCCAGGCAGCUGGGCCCACCCCCAGACACAGCACCACUCUGGGGGCUCCUCUCAAGGGCUACACUGGGGCAGUGGAGGGUCAGGGCACCAAGGCAGCCAUCACCACUACCACUCUGGUCAGGGAGGGUCCCCCAUGCAGCAAGCCUGGGGCCAAGGCAUGCAGGGAGGCGGGUGUCCUCAGCCGUGGGGCCACCCCUCGGCAGGGCCCCUGGGGGCCAGAGGCAGUGGAGGAGUGCAGAACAGCCCCCAGGCACUGAGCAGGACAGCCUCAGGGGGGCGCAGUGAGCAGGCUAUGAGCAGGAGCACCAGUGUCAACUCUCAGAUAUCCAAUGGGUCUCACCUGUCCUACACAUAGACUCCCAGCCCAGCACCAGAGUCAGAGUAGGACGCUGCAGAGUGGGACAGCAUUGGCUGAGCUCUGCUACACCUCCACCUCCCCUCUCUCCUAUCCCUCGUUCCUCUCCUGUCCUGUGUACAGAUGUGGAUGCGUGUGGAAAUAAAUGUUGCUCAGGUCAAAAGGGCUGAAAGAGGCACACCCCCUCUACACAGCAGUUUAUUAGCACACAUACAGAUCAGUUCUUCUGUUUCUAUUGAAACCAUUCAGUGUCAACACUUAAUACUUCCUCCGUUCUUUAUUUUACAGUUCUCUCACUUAGAAAUCAUUUUCAUGUACAUAUAUGUGCCACUGCCCCCCUUCCACCACUGAGACCACUGUCAAAAAGCCUUUUGACAUCUGCUAACUGCUUUGAAAAAAAAUAUAUAUAUGUAGUGUCUAUUAAUCACAGCAAGCUAAGACAGCCCAUGAAAUUCCCCUGCUCCAAAUUUGAUAAUACAUUGGCCCAUCUAUCCAGUUACUUGAUUUUUAAAUAUGUUUUAUUCUCCUUAUGCCAGCCUGUUUUUAUGGUUAUUUUAAAUAGCUGAGAUUGCAAAUCAUUCUUCUGAUUUGGAAAGAGAAACAUUCUAAAAGAUUUGAACAGGGAGAGAUUUAAGGAACUGCACAGAUACCGUAUAGAGCUUGACAAUACCUGAAACAAAUUCAAGUUGGUUUGAAAUGAUCAUUUAGGUUGGUUUGAAAUGAUCAUUUAGGUUUGAGGAUGUGAGGGACACUGGGACACAAUGUUGUUGGCUUGUAUUAUGGUCAGCUUCCAUGAAACUAGCUUUUGUUGUUGUAGCCAAACCUAUUUUAACCAGGCAGUUCUUAUUAAACAUCUCACAACUUAGUUACUAUCAACCCCUGUUGCAGGAAUGUGGUGACAUUUUGUGGAUAGGAUUAAGUUUUCACAUAUAAGGAUCUAAGGGUUUUGUAGAAUUAGUCAAAUUAUGUUGAACUUUUCUUAUUUGUCUAUUUUUUAUAUUAAGAAAGAAAAUAUUUUGGGGGGAAUUGCAGCUGGUAAGAGCAAAAUAUGUUUUUUUAGCAGAGGUUAUAUCAUUGAGGUAGGAUUUUUGUUGUGAAAUUCAGUUACACUUGCCAUUUGAAAGCUCAGUGUUUACAUUUAAUAUAUUGGAGAAGCAGUAACAGACAGUGAACCUUUUUAUAUCAAUGAGCAUUUUGCCAGCAUUUAGUGAUCUGCAUUUUAUUUUACACCUCCCUGUGGGAGUUUAAGCUGCUAAUCCAUCCAUUUGCCAAUAAGAACACUAAAGCAGAAUAUGAAUGUUUUAUUUGUCUGUUUUGGAUGUAACGUUAGGGGCCAGGCUGACCAUAGCUUCAACUAUGGCCAUAUUCAACUCAGUUCUGUACUACUGUACUGUGUGAUGCCGGCCACUAGGCUGCAGUCUUCACUUAUUGUCAACCGUUCCUUAGGCCAUAAUAGCCCACCUACAGUAGAUCCAAAUCUUCACUGUUUAGGGUUUCCAAGUGGGUGGGUGUCUCAUAGCAUUACUACAUCAGCCAAAACCAGAGGGACAUGGCAGAGCCAUAAUAAACAAAAGGCUUAGCUAACAGCUAAAAGUGUAUAUGUUUGUUAAUGCUCAGUAAAAUGGUGCCUUUCUAUGCCCUGAUACUGAUCAUUCAUUCUCAGUGUAAAACCUGCAUGUUUUAGUUCAGCUCAGAUUGAUUUAAUUAUUACACUUCAAACUAGUUUCCAUUUAGUUUGCACAGAUGUUGGCAUCGUUCAAUGAAAAUGUUGGGAUCCUCUCAUCCUGAGGUACAUCUGUCCUCGUGUACCUAUGAAAAGGAUGUCGAUAUCAUGAGGUUUGUGAAGUGAUCAGUUGAACAGAAGUUCUGAAGGUGAUAAUAUCAUGCAUACAGGUAUUUGAGGGCUGGUUCUGGGUGUCUCUGCUGUGCGGAGGAUGACAGAUUGUGAAUUUCACCUUUAGUUGGCUGAAUGACCGAGAAGGAGGAUCAGUAUAAUUCAUGCUGGGCUACAUGAUUGUCAGAUACAAGAGCAAGGACUCUGUAAUGCCUUUAAGAACCCUGACAUUUAUCAGUUGAUUUUAUUUUAGUGCCUUUAAAUACUGCUGCCUUGUCAAAGCACUUUAUACAGUAUAAAUGUAUACAGUAAAACAGAUGGUAGUUUGACUUUAUUUUAAGCACAGCAACCCGAGGGAUGCAUAUAGUGUGUUGGUAUUAUGUGGUUGAAGUGAGGAAGUUGAAAAGUCUAGCUAAUAGUUGGCCUUAAAGUCCGAUACAGAGUCAGGAUUUGAAUGCCUGGGGUUAAUUACAAGUGAGUUACCAGUAUGUAGACACAUUUCUAUGGCUCUGGAGGAUUCAUGUUAGACAAGAACAAAACAGAUUAUAGAGUAUGGUGACGGGGUUAGUUAAAGGACUUCUAUUGUAUGCUUGGUUGAAAAACACAUUUUGCACAACAUUUCCAGGCCAGGUUUAACAUGAAAGCAGUGGGCAACAGUAGAGCAGAGCUUCCAUAAGUAGAAAAGAAAGUAACAUGGUUUCAGAAUGUGUUUGAAAAGGAACGAUCUAAUCUCUAUGUGAAGGCUCUUUUUGACCAUAACAGCAGGCUUGGCAAGGAGUACAUGUUUGUGGGAGUUGGUUAAUGUAAGGCAGUCAAAGUGUUUAAAAUGAUAAUGGUCCACAACUUGAGUAAAACUAAGAACUCCGCAAUCAGGAAAAAAGAGCUCAUCUCACCACCCUAAAAGUAACAAUGGCAGGUGAAUGAAGCUCAUAUACUUGUUACUGGUGUUCAUCAUGUAAAUAUAACACUCACACUAAAUGAUCAUUUUACACUUAUGUUGGUGAGUGGUUAAAAAGUGGUUAAAGCUGGAAACCUUAAUGGUGACACUGCCAUGUCCAUUUGGGAUAUUACAACAAGAAAGAAGUUACUGCAAAAAAACGAACCCCCAGACAUCAUUGCACGUGCAAUUAUUUUUUUGCCACACUGCUCAACACACCUCUCAUUAGUUUUGUCCACAAAACAAUAACAAAGGUGCUGGGAUGGGCAGUGGCACAGUUUCCCCUAAUGCAGAUUCCAUCUUUAAAGGUGGCAAAGCACUUAUGUAGUUAUUUACUUGGACACCUACAGUGGGUUCUAUCCAUGAACAUGUUCUCCACUUUUUGGUAUUUUCUCCUAACUGCUUUUUUUCAGGGGUGAGUUUAUGCCAUUUUGGUUCCCCUUUUUUCUCAACCUGCAUUCCCUCACACACCAAGUCUGCAUUUAUUAUGAGGGUAACUAUCUCCAUCUGGAAAUCUAAAACACUUUCAAAACGUAUAUAUAUUGAAAAGGCCACGAGGCUUAAAAAGUCCUAGAGAUGCAGAUAUCUUAGGAAAUGUAUCUUCAUUUGUCUUUUCAUUUAAGUGGGGUGAAAUGUUCAUAUUGUGUGUGUAUAUAUACAAUUUAAGAGAUUAAACAUUUUAAAACUAAACUUGCAUUGUGAAAAAGAAAAUAACAAAUAAUCUGUAAGACUAACAUUAUUUAACUUGACAGACACUAACCAAAUAUUAAACAACGUUGAGAUUGGUAUGAGGGUCUGUAAAAGUAACUGAUGAAAAGUGAGCUUGGUGGUGUGUACGCUGACUCUUACUGCUUCCUGUGCAUGCAUAGCCUACACUGUCAUUUUCCUUUACUGUCACACACUUUGUUAGUCAUUGCACCCUUCAUGAAGCCUUUCAUUGCAGUGAGUCUUGAUACCUCUGGUAUGUUUUCUCCUAUACCACCCUUUCUACAUUCACAUCCACCAGAUUAUUAACUAUUCUGUUUGUUCUUGUUGAAUGUGAUCCUGCAAUUGUGCAGCAAAAACAUGUUUGAUUUCAGGGUCACAAAGAUGCUGGGAAGUUUUGUUUAUUUUUUGAGACGUAGGAGAAGUUUGUUUUAAAUGGUUGCAGACUCUAAUUCCCCAUUACAAUUCUCCCAUAUCUGCCUCUGGAUCAUAUCCAACUGUCCUUUCCAAAAAGCAAGCAUGGGUCUCAUUAUGUUACAGUACAUAGGGCUGUGAGUGUGUCCCAAUACUCUCCAAAACCUUCCACCUCUUGUUUCCUUUCAUUUGUAACCACAGAGGUCAAAAGCCUCAAUAGGUUAAUUUACCAGUAUAAUGCUUAUACCCAACAAGUCUUUUAUGAAUAGUGGCCAGGGGAGAAAAAGGAGCGGUAUUUCUGAUUAUUGGGACCUAGCCCUUGUUCAGGUCAACAGCUUUUUCGGGCCAAUGGUUCAUGUCAGGCCAAUGAAAGGUCCUUGCUAUUUGUGAUCCUUGGGACGUUCCUACCCCAUUGAAGUUGAUAUUUUAAAAUGGUGAAUGUUUGGGUAGGGACGUCCCAAGGAUCCCGGGAAAGCACUAAACGCCAAUGAAACUUCAUCUCAUACGAGAUUGAUUGCCAACCCGUCACACCAUUUUGUUAAUGGUAAAUAAUAAUAAAUUGUGAGACUACUUAGAUACUUGUAUUCAUAAUUGUUUUAAUAAUUUACAAGGCUUCUCCACCAACCUGAAUAAUGUUUUCAAUUAUCAUUUAACAUUGAUGUUGUCAACUUUUGUCCUACUGACUGAAAGUAUGGGAUACUGAGUGAGAAACAAGCUAAAGAAAAAUGGAGGUCCUCCCUCUGGUCAAACACUGUGCCAUACCAGAGCUGCCAAGCCCAAACACCACUGCAUUGUUUCAUCUCAAGAGUUACCUAACAUUACCCUUGGCUUGGGCUGAUGGCAUGAAAUGUUUAGAAAUUGCAUGAUAUGAGCCGUUCUGGUCAGAUGGCCAAUGAAGAGGCUUGAAAAGAUGGUGACAGGCUACUUAUGAAAACAGAGGGUCCAUUUCUAUGAGGAUGUCAGUAUUCUUCCUUGGCACAACAUUACCACUACAACUCUUAUAUAACCUGUAUUAAAAUGUAUAGAUUGUGAAACCUGUUAUUGAAUGUCUGAAAGAUUAUGAAGAUUAUACAUACAUUUUCACCAACAAAAAAUACAAAAAAGUGAGUGGAAAUGUGUAAAAAGAUUCAUAAAACAGAAGAAUAAAAACUAGGAUCAAAUGUACUAUUUUGUUUGUAUUAUAAUUACUAUUGUGCUGGCAGAGGAAUAUUGAACAGAAAUCAGCUGUAAUAAAGUAAUUUUAGUAUAUAA
Molecule: messenger RNA, 8897 nt
Organism: Oncorhynchus gorbuscha (pink salmon)
Lineage: Eukaryota; Metazoa; Chordata; Actinopteri; Salmoniformes; Salmonidae
Product: serine/threonine-protein kinase TAO1-like
Exons: 20
Coding region: 676-3756 (1026 amino acids)
Biological process (GO): execution phase of apoptosis; protein phosphorylation
Molecular function (GO): protein kinase activity; ATP binding
Source: RefSeq, a predicted model, not a curated record